AGGAGCGCUAAAGCCAAACAGGACUAUGGACUGCUGAUUUCCAAACCAACCAUGGGCCAAUCACAGCAAACAGAAAACACUGAGGAGAUUGAUAUCAAGGCACUGCAGGAUAUGUACAAGAAGUUUGUCAUGGAGUGCCCGAGUGGACUACUGUUCCUACAUGAGUUCAAGCGGUUUUUUGGUGUAGACCCAACGGGAGAGGCGUCUGAAUAUGCGGAGAACAUGUUUCGAGCAUUCGAUAAAAAUGGGGACAAUACUAUUGAUUUCUUGGAGUUUGUGGCUGCGCUGAAUCUAGUUUUUCGAGGAGAUCUGGAGCAUAAACUACGCUGGUCCUUCAAGGUGUACGACAAAGAUGGAAAUGGUUAUGUGGACAAAGACGAGCUCCGCUCCAUCAUUGAUAGCAUCUAUCGGGUGAAGAAAGGCCCGAAGACGGACAUAAAUGAAAUGCAGCUGACACUAGAUGAGGUGGUGGAUCGAAUAUUGGAGGCUGUGGAUGCAGAUGGAGACGGUCAGAUCACUGUGGAUGAGUUCAUUAAAGGGGCGCAGCAGGAGCCCUGGCUGUUAAACCUGCUGAAGCUGGACAUGAACCCGGCUACAUGGGUGAUGGAGCAGAGAAGAAAAAGUGCACACUUCUGAACAAAAGGCCUUUUCAUGUCAACGAGGGGAGAACGUUCACUUCUGCGCACACUUCUGACUUGUAGUCUGUAUUUACACACGUCACACCUGGAAGCAGAAUUCAUGUUGGAUCCAAAGUGUGUAAGUUUAGUCUCUAAACAUUAUCAUUAUGCAUCUAAGCAACAAUAGAAGUUAGUCACGUCUUUGAAAACAGUAUUACCACAUACUAAUGCACAAAAAACAUAACCAUUACUUGUUCUUCCCAUAUAUAUUAUUUGACUUUUAUAAAUGUAAACAUGUGUAUACACUGUUUAUCAAAGCCUUCUGAUUUAAAAGUGUCAACAUGUAAAUAAUAAACUACUGUGUCUGCUUUUUA
Molecule: messenger RNA, 991 nt
Organism: Sphaeramia orbicularis (orbiculate cardinalfish)
Lineage: Eukaryota; Metazoa; Chordata; Actinopteri; Kurtiformes; Apogonidae
Product: guanylyl cyclase-activating protein 2-like
Exons: 4
Coding region: 52-636 (194 amino acids)
Biological process (GO): visual perception
Cellular component (GO): photoreceptor inner segment; cone photoreceptor outer segment
Molecular function (GO): calcium ion binding; calcium sensitive guanylate cyclase activator activity
Source: RefSeq, a predicted model, not a curated record